AUGACUCAAAUAAAACACAACACCAACCUUGUUCUUAUCUUCUCCCUCUUCGGAAAACGAUAACACAUACUAUAUAACAUGUUUUGUGACAUAAUAACAACAAACUAUAACUGUUCAAAUCCCUUUUUGUGAUUGAUUCAAGUUGAGUUCAAUUUUAGGUUAACUAGUUUGUGUUUCAGAAAAUUUAUCAUAUCUUUGAUUGGUUAGAUUAGAUAUGUCAAGAUGUGUGAAGAGAUUGGGAAAAUGGGUUUCUUUGGGGAAAUCAGAAAGGGGUUUGUCUACUGCAUCAAGUAUUCAGAAAGAUGGUGUUGUUGAGAAUGGUGGAAAAUCAUUGAACCUUUAUUCUGCUAUUAAUCAAGCUCUUCAUAUUGCAUUGGAUACUGAUCCUCGUGCUUAUGUCUUCGGAGAAGAUGUUGGCUUUGGUGGGGUGUUCCGUUGCACAACAGGAUUAGCAGAUCGAUUCGGUAAAAAUAGGGUUUUCAAUACCCCUCUAUGUGAGCAGGGCAUUGUUGGCUUUGGCAUUGGUCUAGCAGCUAUGGGAAAUCGAGCCAUAGCAGAAAUCCAGUUUGCAGAUUAUAUAUUUCCUGCGUUUGAUCAGAUUGUCAAUGAAGCUGCUAAAUUCAGAUAUCGGAGUGGAAACCAAUUUAAUUGUGGCGGUUUAACAAUUAGAACCCCUUAUGGAGCUGUCGGCCAUGGCGGACAUUAUCACUCUCAAUCUCCUGAGGCUUUCUUCUGUCAUGUGCCGGGUAUCAAAGUGGUCAUCCCUCGUAGUCCAAAGGAAGCGAAAGGGUUAUUGUUAUCUUGCAUACGAGAUCCGAAUCCUAUUGUAUUCUUUGAACCAAAGUGGCUUUAUCGUUUGGCCGUUGAAGACGUACCGGAGGAUGAUUACAUGUUGCCAUUAUCCGAAGCCGAGGUGAUUCGGCAAGGAAGCGAUAUUACACUUGUUGGAUGGGGAGCUCAAUUAUCUAUAAUGGAACAAGCUUGUAUUGAUGCAGAAAAGGAGGGAAUUUCUUGUGAAUUGAUAGAUCUGAAGACACUAAUUCCUUGGGAUAAAGAAACAGUGGAGGCAUCCGUAAAGAAGACAGGAAGACUUCUUAUUAGUCAUGAAGCUCCCGUGACUGGUGGUUUUGGCGCUGAAAUCUCUGCUUCAAUUCUUGAACGCUGCUUCUCAAGGUUAGAGGCCCCGGUAGCAAGAGUUUGUGGCCUAGACACUCCUUUCCCUCUGGUUUUUGAACCCUUCUACAUGCCAACCAAGAAUAAGAUAUUGGAUGCAAUUAAAUCAACUGUCAACUACUAAUGUGCUUGAUCACUCUUUUCUUGCCACCAAUAUGAUCUUGAUGCCAUCAUGCUUGCAUUCAGUGAUCCAUUGGUGUGAUGCAUAGAUUUGGGAGGAAACUCAUUCAUGGUGGCUUUUUCUCCAAAUAAGGUCAACAAAAGAAUAAUGACCAUAUAAUGUAAUAGUAAUGUGAAAUAUCUCCAUUGUGAAUUCUCCUUCAACCAAAGAAUGUUCUUACGCUGAAUUAUACGUUAAAUGAUGAUGAUGAUGAUAUCUGUUUUUUUUCUUCAUAA
Vicia villosa (hairy vetch) is the source of this 1569-nucleotide messenger RNA. RefSeq names its product 2-oxoisovalerate dehydrogenase subunit beta 1, mitochondrial. Gene Ontology annotation, biological process: branched-chain amino acid catabolic process; response to nutrient. The transcript has 12 exons. NCBI's taxonomy places the organism in Eukaryota, Viridiplantae, Streptophyta, Magnoliopsida, Fabales, Fabaceae. The record is from RefSeq and is a predicted model, not a curated record. Gene Ontology annotation, molecular function: catalytic activity. Bases 215 to 1297 code for a protein of 360 amino acids.